AGGAAAUGGAGAUGAUGUAUAUUAUCCUGUUAAUUGUGACAUAUGCAAGACGCAUAUUGCCAUGUUUGAUCACGAAGAAGUAUAUCACUUUUUUAAUGUCAUAGCAUCAUGACGUGACUGUAUUUUCCUUUUUUGGCGACUCUUUGUCCCAGUCGAACAUGGUUAAUGUUUUCGGAAGCCGUUCUCUGCGUAGAUUACUCUUUUUCUGCAUAAUGAGUUGGAAAGGCUUGCAAAAGGCUGUCUCUAGACUGCCACACCAGAUUAUGUCAAAGAAAGGCGAUGUGACAAGAGACCCAGAGUACAUGGAACUUGAGAAACAAUUCAAACUACUUAGUCAAAACGCUCAAAGGCUGCAAACCGAUGCCGAGACAUAUCGCGAUGGAGUAGCAGCUAUGCUUAAUCACCAGGCCAGUUUCUCUGAAUAUUUGUCUAUCCUUUACCAACCAUUAGAUGCCGAGUUGGAGGACGGUGUAGUGCGGAGAAGGAAUAAUCAGACAUCUGCCAAGGCGGUACAAGCGGUGCAAGACUACGCAACUAUCAUGAGCUACAGUAGGGACGAAAUUAUGCCUUGCCUGGACGUCAUUGAUGCCCACAUUGUAUCCAGGCUCAUUGAAUUUCGAGAAAUUUUGAAAACGGUGGACAAGACGAUGAUCAAGCGUAAUCACAAGAUGCUCGAUUAUGAUCGAUUUCGAACGAACUUGGCGAAACUGAAAGGAAAGGCUGAAAAAACCAUCAGCGAAGAAAAACAAAUCUACAAGCUGGAAAGCCAGUUGGACAUCGCAACGCAAGAUUAUGAAUAUCUUAACGGAAUUAUCAAAGAAGAGCUUCCACGUAUCAUCCAACUUCGAACGUCACUGGUCGACCCGAUGUUCCAGGAAUUUUAUUUCCUGCAGUGCCAAAUUUAUGGUAUGCUUCUAGCGAGAAUGCAAGAAGUCAUCAGCACUAACGGACUGCACUUUGAAACGUUGACCAUGGGUGUCGAGGAAGGGUUCAACGAAAGGUUGAAUAAGUUUAAUGCCCGUACAGAGUUGGAGGAAUCCGGUUUACUCAAGCAAGGCGGAAGAGCUUGGUUGGGAGCAUCCGCUGCCAAGUCCUCCAAAUUGCCACUAAAAGAACGAGCACAAAUUCGGCGAGAAGAGAACGCCAAAGCCGCUGCAUCUUCCAGCGGAAUGGGUGGAUAUGGAAGCGAUUCUCCACCGCCACCAGCAUAUGGUACAAACCAAAGUCACGAAGUAGUAGACUCAACCCCUUAUCAAGCAGACUCUAAACAAUCAAAUUCCUACACAAACAAUGCCUAUUCUCCACCACAAACAGGAUCUCCCGGCCGCACUUACGUUAGAGCUCUGUAUGAUUAUAAUGCUCAAGCAGAAGGCGAUCUUACCUUCGCUAAGGACGACCUAAUAGAAGUCAUACAGAAGACAGCUGAUGUGAAUGACUGGUGGACCGGAAGUCUAAAUGGUGCCACUGGUGUAUUUCCAGGAAAUUAUGUUACCGAGGCAUAACGGGUUGCAUCUCCUCAAAUUC
Molecule: messenger RNA, 1524 nt
Organism: Umbelopsis ramanniana AG
Lineage: Eukaryota; Fungi; Mucoromycota; Umbelopsidomycetes; Umbelopsidales; Umbelopsidaceae
Exons: 8
Coding region: 159-1502 (447 amino acids)
Biological process (GO): plasma membrane tubulation; actin cortical patch localization; endocytosis
Cellular component (GO): Rvs161p-Rvs167p complex; mating projection tip; medial cortex
Molecular function (GO): lipid binding; protein binding
Source: RefSeq, a predicted model, not a curated record